GUUUGACCGAGUUUUAGAAAAUUAUAUCAACGUUCACAAUACAAAAUUUAUAUCAUUUGAUCAAAUAUGAAAAGUAGUUCCAUAUUUUAUCUAUUAGGUAUUACAAAUGUUGUUAUUUUAUUCUAUAAUCUUGGUCAAACAUUGAAAUAGCUAAUUUGUACGGAAAUCAAUAUACCUUAUUUUAGAACCACACAAGCUGGAGCUUUCUUUUUCACUCUCAGCCCACAAAAGUCAGAGGCAGCACCGUUUCCCACUCCUGUUGAUAUGAAGGAUAAAAGAAAGUCCAAGGCAUAGAAAAAGAACAGUCAAACAAAGGCACACCAUCCGCAUUUCCCCUUUCGUCCAUGCACCUAUCUAGCUUCUACAUCCUCCCAAAGACUCCAUUGUUUUCUCAUCCCAACCAGAGACACAGUACACAUGCAUCAUCCACUCUAGAUGACUAUGGCCGUGGCCAGCCUGCCGUUCUUGGCCUCGCUGUUCAUCCUCCUCCCUCACCAUGUGGUGGACGCCGAGUGCGAGCCGGUGGCGUGCGGGAACUUCACCAUCAGGUACCCGUUCUGGCUCGGCGCGCCCAGCCGGCCCACGCCGGAGCCCUCCUGCGGCCACCCGGCCUUCGAGCUCUGGUGCGGCGGCAGCAGCAACACCUCGGCUUCCAUGCGUGGCUCCGCCAUCCAGGUCCUCGGCAUCGACUACGGCGCCAGCUCCCUCGUCGCGUCUCACAGCAGAUUCUCGGCGCGGGAGGACGGCGUGUGCCGCGCCGACUUCAACAUGUCGUCCAGCCUGGCCCUCAGCCCGUUCAACAUCAGCCCCAGCAACAUGGCCUUUUGCCUCCUCUUCGACUGCAAGAACGGGACGGAGCCACGGGGACGCGGCUACGUGAACGCGACGGGCGGCUGCGACAAACCCAUCGUGGCGUACCUCGGGGGGAGCUACGAUCGGGACACGCCGCCGGCGAUCCGGACGGGUGACUGCACGUACACGUACCUGCCUGUGCUCGGGACGGAGGCGGCGGUGUCCACGGCGGCCAACUACAGCCGGCUGCUCAAGGCCGGGUUCCUCCUGGACUGGGCGGGCACCGGCGGCAUCGGCGACUGCCCCGCCUGCGUCGCCAGCGGGGGCCAGUGCCGGUACAGGAACGCGAUCGGGGCGCUCGCCUGCCUCUGCCCCGGCGGGGAGCUUCGCGGCCCGACAUGCGCCGGUGAGUUCGCCUCCGCCCACGCCGCCACUUGCCUCUACUCUACUGUACUGCAUACCGGUCAGCCAUAUCGGCACAUGCGCGUUUGAUUAGUCCGAUCUUCCUCCCUGGUUCGUUCGUUGCAUUUCCGGCGCAUGGUGGAAUAUUGGCGUUUAGCCAGUGCUGUCCCGAUCUUCCGUAGGCCCCAUGGAGAUUUCACCGUUGGCUUUUCGAUCUGGUGGUGUUCUUGC
Messenger RNA from Aegilops tauschii subsp. strangulata, 1425 nucleotides. The record is from RefSeq and is a predicted model, not a curated record. Lineage: Eukaryota; Viridiplantae; Streptophyta; Magnoliopsida; Poales; Poaceae.